CUCCAGCAGAAUUUAAAUGAGUAUGUAGCUGCAUUAAUUGCACUGAAGCAAAAAAUAUUUGACACAGACCGCCUGCUGACGGACUAUCAACAGAAGUGUGAUGAGCUUCAGUUUGCUGAAAGAGAGAACAGCACUCUCCGUAACCAAGUAGAACAGAUGCUGCAAAAAAUCUCACCUCUAGAGAAAUGCCAAGAAGAGCUGGGGUCUUUGAAAGCAGAACUGGAAGAGAAAAAGAGUUCUCUUAAGAUUUACCAGGAGAGUCAUCUGGAAUAUAUUCGGGUGAAAGAAGAAGUCACCAAAAGUGAUGCUGCGAAGAAGAAACUGGAAGCCAAAGUGAAGAAACUUGAAGAGGCUGCAACAAAGCAUAUACAAGACUUCAAACAGCUGAAAAGUGAAAAGAAAAUGCUUGAAAAGGAACUAAAGAAAGCACAGGAAAAACUUGAUGACUGUCCCAAACAGAAGUGCAAAAAGGUGUUGAAGCACGCAGAGACCCAGAGUUCAAGAGAUGAUCUGGUAGCAAGCAUUGAUAAAGAAAAAAUAAAACAGUUGCUGGAAGAGCUCUGGGUGUGUAUUGACAGUGCAGCAGGAAAAAGGCAGAACCAAGACAAUGAUUAUAUCUUGGCAGCGUCUGUUCAGGGUCACUCAAGAACUCCAGAAAAAAUAAGCAAGUUCUUCAGACAAGAAGUUGCACAAACUCGCCGAAAACCCAGGAAAUCUGAGAAAAUGAUACCUCACCAGUCCUCACUAGAAACUGUUAUAGAACAAAACUCUUUAGCUGCCACGCAAAUAAAAAUGGACGAGUCUCUCAUUGAUCACUUUGAGAGCAAGACCACUGACGAAAGUCUGCAAAGCUGUAAUGGUGACAGUGCUUUUUAUGAGGACAAAACAAUAGGAGUAGUUAUACAAACAGACUGUGAAGACAGGAGUUCAGACUUCUCAGAUGAGGAAGAACAUCUUGCUGGAAAUGUGAAAGACAUACUGAACUGGAUCAGACCUCUUCCUCCACUACUCUCUCCAAUGCAGCUUUCACCAGCAGUGACACCGGAUACAUUAUUUGGAGAUUUCACUGAUUCCAGCGAUGAGGAAAUUGACUAUUGUGCUCAAACAGUGGAAGAUAUUUUGGAAAAAAGCUCAGAAGAGUAUCAUGUCAGUUUGAAGGAGGAAAGCAACAUACAAGAGAAAUAUGAACCAGAUCAUGAUACAGAAACUUCAAGUAAAUUGAGAGUGAAUGAAGAAACAUCAAUUUAUAGUGAUCUUUUCACGGCAGAGAACUUGCUUAUAACUGGGAGAGAUGCUGAAGUGAAGCAAACCCAGAUGGUUAUUUCAAGUAUAGACACAAUGGUAAAUGAAGAACUUUUAGAAGAGAAGGUUGAAAGUAUGGAAGCUGAACAGAUUUUAGCAGAGCAGACUGAAAAUAUGGAAAUUGAGACUGGUACAACAGUGCAGCUGGCGAUGCCUACAUCAGAAGUUAUCGAAGAGAAGAUGAUCGAUGAUGAGGGGGUGCAAACUGAAGACAAAGCCUCUUCAACUGAGCGCGUGUCAUUUAAUUUUGAACACUUACAAGAAAAUUCUAAUGAGGCAGUACAAACAGAGAAAGAUGUCGUUUCAAAUACGAAUACAGUAGCCAGUUCUGAGCAUUUGCAAGAAAAGUCUAGUAAAUUAAUGGAAGUAGGGGAAGAUGAAUUACCUAGAAAAGUAGAUACCCCCGAACUGUCACCCAUUCCAAAGGACCGUGUUCCCUCAUCACCUCAGAAAUCCAUUUUUGCAGUUGAGAAUGAAUGUUUUGAGGAAGAGCCUAAUGAGAUGGAGAGUGAAAUGGUUGAAAAUGAAUCCAAAGGCAUAAAAAGAAAACCUAAUGUAGUAAAUGUAGUACUUGGCCUAGAAGACUAUGUUGAACAAAUAACAACCGGGAAGAAAGUAAUAGCAGAAGAGCUCCAUGUAGAGACUGAAGAUAAAACACAGCAUCCUGAAGAGGAAGAUUUGGCAUCUAACUUCAGUAAUCCUAAAAGUUUUUUGGGAGUGGAGAGUGAUGAGGUGUGGCAGUGUAAUGGGGAAGAAACAUUUAUGAAGACUGAUAUAGACACUGAAAUUAAAGAUACUGCCAUUGAAUCUCAGUGCUCAGAAGAAAAACUCAGCAAUGGAGAGAGACUGGAGGAACUACUUGUACAGUCUGAAGAACCUGAAGUAAAUGAAGACCGUGGACUGGAAAAAGCUAGUGCUUUUAUUUUUGCCACUGAAGUAAACAGAAAUUCACUGUCUUUGGAUGAGGCUAAUGCCAUUGCAGAUGUAGGUGGAACUGCUGCUUCUCUUCCUACAAAAGAGGGAGAGGGUGAACAGCUCAGAACUGGAGAGCUGAGCACUGAGGGGAAUAUAACUGAAGUAAGCAAAAAUUCACUGUCUUUGGAUGAGGCAAAUGCCAUUGCAGGUGGAUCUGCUUCCUCUCUUUCUACAAAAGCAGGAGAGGGUGAACAACUCAAAACUGGAUUGCUGAGCACUGAGGUGAAUAUAACGAACUCUGAGGAAAAAGGUUUCUCUGGCAAUUCAACGAAUGGGAAAAAUGUUUUAGAAAUAGCUACGUUUUCUGAAUCUUGCCAUGUUGAAUGUGGAGAAUUGCUGGAGGUACAAGAGGAGGGAUGUUUGCAAGCUAAAUUAGAACACAACCAAAAAGAUGCUGGUAUAUUGCUGCAAAAGGAGUCAGAUUUUGAAAUUUUACCUGUAUCACCAAACCCAGACUGCAUUUUAAAUGGAGAAAAUGAGGCACUGGAACCCAAGGAGAUGGAUCCAGAUAAACAUGUCGUAGGACAAACUAGUGAAACCAAGCACAUUGAAAAUAUGUUUGGUGUAUUGGAGCACAAGUUGUCUGAAACAAUAAAAGUAUUUGAACGUCAGGAAAUUAAAAUGGAACAUUUAGAAUUUAAAUUGGGAUAUGUUAGAGAGAAAAGUAGUCAGCUAUUAGAGACUGAGAAAAUAGGUAUGACAAACUGUGUUGUAACAGAAAGUGAACAUACCUCUCAGGCACAGCCUUUAAAAGCUGUACAUUCAUUUUCAGUUGCUGAAAAUUUUCAGUGCAGUAGUAUAAGUGAGAAAUUAAAUGACAAAUCACCUGAGGAAAUGGUGAUCGAGAACUGCAACAACAAUUCGACUGAUCUGGAAGGGAGACGUGGGGAGAAAAUGAAUGAAAGAGGUGAGAUUUCAGAUGCCCCAGAACAGGUUGCCUCAGAAGAGAAUGCUGAAAAAGAACUAGCUUUGUCUAAAGAAGAUAUUUUGUUGGGAAGAAAUGUAGUUACUGAAGAGACAAACUCUUUUAGCACAGUGAAAAUUGGUUCAGAGGCUACAGCAGCGCCUGCUGGUUUUACUCUCAGUCUUCAACAGAAUUACCAAGAUUUUAACACUAACAGCACAGACGAUUCUGUCAAAGACUGUAUCACACCAGAUGCUGCUUUCACUGUAGCUCGAAAUAAUGAAAUAGAUUAUGAUAGCAGUAUCCGGUUUGCAUAUAAUCAUUCUUUGUCAGAUGCGAAUGGCAAGGAGGCUGUACCUAAUGACAAAGAAAAUGAAUGCAAACAACUUGUGUGCCCCAUUAAUGAAUAUGAGAAUAAAAAUAAUAUACAGACUAUUAAAGAGCAGCUUGAGGAACCUCAAAAACCAUUAGUAACUUUAGAGGUUUUGGGUGCAAGUUCUACUGAUAGUGGUAACCAUGCCAAAGAGGACACUAAUUUAGUUUUUGAAGGAGGAGUUCAUGGGAUGUCUAUCCUAAGGGAAGUUGACACACACAUUUGUAGAACAAAAGAAACUUCUUCCAUUCACAGAGAGAAGUCUCUGUGCUCUGAAAGGCAGAUGGAGAGUCCUGUAGGAUUUCCUGUUACAGAAAUAAUGACUGAGGAAAACGACAAAGACUUGAACAGUCUUGGGGAAUCUGGUAAAGACGGGGGCAGAACUUCAACAGAAACUCCUGAGUUUCAAGAGGAGGCCAGUGGAUCUGCAGAAGAAGACUAUCCUUUAAGAAAGGUUAAAUACGCCAAACACUAUGACAGCUUUUCAGUGUUCAAGGAAGAAUUGAACACUUCUAGGAGCUCAGUAGAGGACCUGUCACAAAUUCACAUGGCUGUUGAUGACCACCAAGUGUUUGGCCUUUCUACACUGCACACAGAAAAUGAUGAGAGUGAUAAACAAUUAAAAAUAAAUAUGCUAAUGGAUAUAGUCAUACCUUGUAAAACUAAUCACUCUCCAAGUAUGACAAAAGAGGUGUCACAUUUCACAGGUGUGAGUGAGUCUGAAAGUAAGCUUUCCAUGAUGCAUGAAACUGUGUUCCACAGUGAUGAGACUACUGAAAGGGCUCCUGAACAUGGAGGAAAUUCAAAUGCAGUUGGGUGGGCCUGUGACAAUGAGAAGAAUUUGCUAAGAGAUGAGGCAUCAGAAGAGAUUCCAACUAAACCAAGUACUUUAGAAACUAAUUUAUUGCCACACCAGCUACUAGCUGAAUGCUCCAAAAUUUAUAAAAGUGUUAUAAAAAAUAGUAAAUUAGAUGCAGCACUGUUCACAUCUGCUGACUCAUUAGAAAGAAAAGACAAUGAAGAACUUGGAUCAAAUGUUGAGCAAAGUGUGCCACAUGAGGCUGGCAUAGAAACACCUGUGCCUGGUGAAGAACUAAAUGAUAAACAGGAAGAAACUCAUGCUGCUUUUAGCUUGGCAGACUUCAAUACAAGAGCAUCGCAGGAUGCUAUCAACAGUGGCACUUCUCUUCAACAGACAGAUUUUCAAAAAAGCAAAAGAGAAAACAUUUCUGUUAAAAGCUCUCAGAAUCCAGCCAUGUUGAGUGCUAUUUCUGACCCGCAAGCUGAAUAUCAAAAUUCUGAGUCACAAGAAACAAUAUUGGAAAACUCACCUGCUUUAGAACUAGAGUCAUCUGUAGAUCUUGCACCCCAAAGGAGCAGCAGAUCAAAGCAGAAAGCCCAAGAACCAUCAAAAAGCAUAAAAGAUUCAGCCAAGAUGAUAGACCAGGACAGCCAGGGCAAGUUUUCACAGAGGUUAUCUCAAGGUAAAGGGAAAAAGAAAACUUUGCAAGUCCAGCUAACCCAGCAAGUUCUUGCAAAUACUGAUACUUCCACACCUAGCAGAUGCUCACCUGAGACCAUCAAUAAAAUUAGACAGGAGAUGGGCCCACCUCUUCCUCCCCUGCUUUUGCCUUUGAAAGCUACUCCUCCUAGAACAGUACGGCCUGCUUCCCCAGUGAUGACUUCAGCUAGUCAGUCCUCUCUGCCAUCUCCUCUUGAUGACCUAAUAUCCCCACUACGUGAUAUUCCAAUUCCUCCACUUGUCUCCCCCCUGGCAGAUACCCCAAAACGCAGAUCUCCCCCUAGGAUGUGCACUCCAUCACCCUCAGAAACCACCGUAUGUCGAAGAAUCCUGUCCUCGCCUUUGCAGUUUUGUGCUGCCACACCAAAACAUGCACUUCCUGUACCGGGGCGACUUCCACUAUCUGCGUCUGGUAGUGGUGCUCCAGGCGUUCCUCAAGAAAACUCUGUGAAAAUACUGGACACUAUGUAUCCAGAGCUAUCAGCAAGGGCAAGAACACUCAACAUCCUCAAAGGUAACAUUCAGCUCAAUAGAUGUGCCCCUUCAGACUCCAAAAAUCUACCAGGGCCUGUGAGUCAGAUUACUGGGUUCAAAACAAUUGCUUCUAAAUCCACUGCUUUCGUUAAAACGGGAAGCAGCUCGAAACCUGACAGCAACAGAGAUCAGCAGACAGAUCUGGGGAAUCAGCAGCCAUGUACCAGCUCAUUGAAUCAAAUUGGGAAAAGAACAUUGUCAACAUCUAUGCCAAGAAGCGCUAAGAGGCUGCGUCUAGAUAGUGAGUCGCCCAGAUUGGAAAGUAAUGAUAAGGAAGAUGUUGCAAAUAAAGGUAAAGGAGACUUCAGUAGCGAAGUGCAGAGUGCUAUGGGUAAAACUAUGCGCCUCAACAAUUUUGAAAUCAGUCAGUCUGUAGGGAACUCUAGUUCAGAAAUGUCUUCAUCAGUAGAGAAGAUUAUUGAUCCUGACAGCAAAGCUGUGUCUUUGGCACUGAAGAAAAUUUCUGAAUCCUGUUUUGACCUGUUUCCUGUCAUACGGAGUCAUGUGCAUGUAGGCAAUAUUUCAAAGGUCCCAGUAAUGAGAAAUGAAGAGAAGGACGUCGUCUAUGAAUUUGGUGUUGCAAACAAGCAUUUAGCAGAGCUGCUGCUGCAUACUAUUCUCAAUAAGCUUAAGACUGAGAAGACAUCCUUGGAAUACAGUUUCACACAUGCUCUCUGCCGAGUAUACAUAGGAAUCUGUCGGCAGUUAGGAGAUUUGGAAAGAGCCCGUCUUUUCUGUUACAGCUUGCUUAAGGAAGACUUUCCAGAAUCUGAGAAAUUGAUUUUGUUUAUCGUAAGCGUGUGGCAAGAUAUAUUCUCCUUCCAAGGUGUGAUUAACAAAGCUGUGCAAUUAGUUGCCAGGCAACAUGCAAGAGGAGAGGUGCUGAAAUGUCUGAAUGCCUAUUUGAACUGGGAAAAGGAGUCACCUUUGGAUGCAGGCAUUAUGGUUUCAAGCUUACUUUUGGCAAUACAGCUGUGUCCAAAACUCGAAUUCCAAUCAAGUGAUCAGUAUGGAGAAGACCUACCUGAAAGCACUUGGGAGUACAUAUUUGCCAUUGAGCUACUAUGUUCUCAUCUGAAAUGGGACUGGACCCACAACAAUAUCAUUAGUAAAGAGCUUUGGCCUCUCAUGCAUAAGUGGAUACAGCACAGAAAAGGACAUGAGGCUGUUCAGUCUAUUCCAGAUAUUAUUGUAGCAUCAGCACUCAGGCUAAUUGGUCGCUUAAGCCAAAUUGGUUUAAAGGAAGGACUUUCUUCUGCUGUGAAAAACAUCAGUUCUGUAAUUGGAGUCUUUGUACAGCAUGCAAAAGAAGAAGGUGUGCCAUGGGGUGUGCAGCUGGCAGCGGUGUAUGCACUCUUGGACUUGGGUCCAAGCAAUCCAGUAGGAAUUCUUGAGGCUAUCCAACCUUGGAGAGCAGCAGCUACUAACAGCAUCCCAACUGCAGUCAAUAGUGGCAUAACUGAACUCAGCUCCCUAUCUACAGCAGAAUCAAACUAAGCCAUUGGGAAGGAGGUUCAUCAUCUAUGGAAAAAGUGCCUUUUAUUACACUGGAUGGCACCUUUUUAAAAAAGAACUCUUACAACAAUACAAAAAAGAAAAAGCCAUGAAGCAUAUGCACCCAUUUAAUUACAUAGGCACUGUGUACCCCCUUGGGAAUAACAAAGGAGGCACUGAAGGAUUUUGUUUGCCCUUUCUGCUGCAGAGACAUCCAGAAAUAUUUAGGGUUUUUUUUUCUUUUCUCUUCUUUUUUUCUUCCUGGUAUAAGUCAUCAGUUAUAUAAAAGCUAUUGGCUUAUUUGUAGUCCAGGAGUAUCUGGUUUAAAAUAGAAAGGUUCUGUCUUGAUUAGUCUUCCAUUAGCUGAAAAUCUGGCUACUACACCUCUUGUCCUUUUGAUGGACUAUUUGCCAAAACAGAAGACAAAGCCUUGCAUUGAGGGAAAAGAAAAAAAUAUUGUUUUAUGUUUGUCCAUAAAAUAACUGUUCAGGUGUAUUUAUUAUAUUUUAUAUGGAAGAUGGCAUCCCAAUGGUAAAAGCUUAAAUAUUUGGCCUGCAUCCUGCUUUACUUAUUUGUAAUUAGCUUCAUUGAGGUCAAUGAGUCUACUCGGAUAAGGCAAGUGGGAAUGGGCUCCUUGUGUAACAAUGUUAUAUAUAGUAUAAAAGAUUCAGAGGUAAUGGAUCUCUGUGAGUUUGUAUAUAUGGUAUACUCCUAUAAUGUGUUUCACAUUUGAUGUUGUUCCACUUUGGGAAUUUUAGUGCGUGUAUAUAGGAAGUUGGGUUAAAAAAAAUCUUUAAAAUGUUGAAACUUCUAAUGUAGUUUCAUGUGUACACAUCAGGCUUUUUUUAGGAAAUGUCUCAAAACAUUUUUAUAAUAAAAAGGAAAUGC
Alligator sinensis (Chinese alligator) is the source of this 7992-nucleotide messenger RNA. RefSeq names its product interactor of little elongation complex ELL subunit 1 (gene ICE1). The annotation marks the transcript as partial. The transcript has 20 exons. Lineage: Eukaryota; Metazoa; Chordata; Crocodylia; Alligatoridae. The record is from RefSeq and is a predicted model, not a curated record.